GCUUCCCUGGAGGCGGAGCCGCCCGCGGAGCUAAAUGCGGCGGAGGCCGGGCGGGGUGGGGUUUCCCCGCGCCGCAGCCAUGGAACAGCCCCGUGCCGCCGCCCGCCUGCAGAUCGUCCUGGGCCACCUCGGCCGCCCCUCGGCCGGGGCCGUCGUAUCCUUUGGGCUGCGCGGGGCUCGGGCUGGAGCCGGCGUCGGCGCCGCGGCCUGAGUGGUGGCCCCGGUCCGGGUGGAGGCCUCGGGGUCGCACGCAUCGCAGCCCCAGCGCCUCCUUGCUCAGCGCCAGGUCCCCGCCUGGGUCGCGUCUCUUCCCGGAACCGGGGAGCCGGGAGGAGGCUGCGUCCCCUGAGGACACGCGCGGCCGCCCUGGGCUCGGGGCAAUUGCCGCGUUGCCCUGCCCUCCGGGAUCCCUAGGGGCCUCUGCGGCUCGCUUUGUGGAGACGUCGUUUCACCGGCCGCGCGUGACCCCCGCAGCUGUCCAGAGACCCAGAGAUGUCCAAUCACAGGCGCACCGUGCACAGGCGCGCAGGGCUGCCUGGAAGAGGCCCGGGCAGGCGGUGACCGGGCCCUCUCCGGAGGGGAGAGGACGGUGCCCUCCCGGGCAGGAGCUGGCCAGGCAGGCACUGCCCAGGGCGGCCUGCCUGCUGGACUAUGGCCUCCCUGCUGGACUAUGCCGUACGUAUACUCUGGAUAAUAAUGUUCUAACCCUGGAACAGAGAAAAUUUUAUGAAGAAAAUGGAUUUCUAGUAAUCAAAAAUCUUGUACCUGAUGCUGACAUUCAACGCUUUCGGAAUGAAUUUGAAAAAAUCUGCAGAAAGGAGGUGAAACCAUUAGGAUUAACAGUAAUGAGAGAUGUGACCAUUUCGAAAUCAGAAUAUGCUCCAAGUGAGAAGAUGAUCACGAAGGUCCAGGAUUUCCAGGAAGAUAAGGAGCUCUUCAGAUACUGCACUCUCCCGGAGAUUCUGAAAUAUGUGGAGUGCUUCACUGGACCUAAUAUUAUGGCCAUGCACACAAUGUUGAUAAACAAACCUCCAGAUUCUGGUAAUUGCAAGAAGACGUCCCGUCAUCCCCUGCACCAGGACCUGCACUAUUUCCCCUUCAGGCCCAGCGAUCUCAUCGUUUGCGCCUGGACGGCGAUGGAGCACAUUGACCGGAACAAUGGCUGUCUGGUUGUGCUCCCAGGCACACACAAGGGCUCCCUGAAGCCCCACGAUUACCCCAAGUGGGAGGGGGGAGUUAAUAAAAUGUUCCACGGGAUCCAGGACUACGAGGAAAACAAAGCCCGGGUGCACCUGGUGAUGGAGAAGGGAGACACCGUUUUCUUCCAUCCUUUGCUCAUCCACGGAUCUGGUCAGAACAAAACCCAGGGAUUCCGGAAGGCAAUUUCCUGCCAUUUCGCCAGUGCCGAUUGCCACUACAUCGACGUGAAGGGCACCAGUCAAGAGAACAUCGAGAAGGAAGUUUUAGGAAUAGCAAAUAAAUUAUAUGGAGCUGAAAAUAGCGUGGACUUGAAGGAUAUUUGGAUGUUUCGAGCUCGACUUGUGAAAGGAGAAAGAACCAAUCUUUGAAAUAGCCAUCUGCUGUAACUCUUUCAACAGAAAACCAAAACCAAACAAAAUGUCUAAGGAAAAUGUUUUCUUAAUGAGAUGAUAUAACCUUUUCUAUCACUUGCUAAAAGCAGAAAACAUGUAUCAGGUACUUAAUUGCAUAGAGUUAGUUUUGCAGCACAAUGGUGUUGCUUUAAUGAAAAAAAAACAGUAAAAGUGAAAUAUUACUGUUUUAAGGAAAACUAAUUUAGGGCGGCAGCCAAUAAAGGUGGUUGGUGUAUAAUUUAAGUGUUAAAUCAAUUUCUUUCAUUCAGUUAGCUCUUUACCCAAGAAGAAGUGAAUGAUUUGGAGCUUAGGGUGUGUAUUGUAUCCCCUUUCUGAUAAACCCAUUCCCUACCAAUUUUGUGUCAUAAGAGAUUUUUUUUUCCCCAAAUCUAGAACCAUGUAUAAUACAUUCACAUUUAGUCAAGGGCAUAAGAAGGGUGUCAUGGAGUCCAAAUAAAGGUGAAUAUUCCGGCUCAGACAA
Messenger RNA from Symphalangus syndactylus (siamang), 2073 nucleotides. It is a transcript of the gene PHYH, whose product is annotated as phytanoyl-CoA 2-hydroxylase. Lineage: Eukaryota; Metazoa; Chordata; Mammalia; Primates; Hylobatidae. Gene Ontology annotation, molecular function: phytanoyl-CoA dioxygenase activity. The record is from RefSeq and is a predicted model, not a curated record. Gene Ontology annotation, biological process: fatty acid alpha-oxidation.